Ostrinia nubilalis (European corn borer) is the source of this 1588-nucleotide messenger RNA. Its product is annotated as lanC-like protein 3. The coding region runs from base 118 to 1410 and encodes 430 amino acids. The record is from RefSeq and is a predicted model, not a curated record. Gene Ontology annotation, cellular component: plasma membrane. Gene Ontology annotation, biological process: carbohydrate metabolic process; peptide modification. The transcript has a single exon. NCBI's taxonomy places the organism in Eukaryota, Metazoa, Arthropoda, Insecta, Lepidoptera, Crambidae.
UGUGUCAAAGUCAAAGAAGAAAAAACAAAAACAAAACAGCAUCAACAUUUUGAUCAUUUGAUUUCUAGAAAAUUGAUAGAAGUAGAAUUAAUUGCGGAUUGAAAUGGUUAUUGCUAAAUGAACCUGCGCAAAGUGUUUUCUUUGAGUUCUUUUAGAAAGUUACUGUCAAGUGUAAGUCCUUUUGGUCUCAAAAUGGUAAGGUUUUUCCAAAACCCAUUUGAAGAUUAUCAGCCGGGUGCUGAGCUUGCGAUCAGCAAAGACGACGUCAACGCUCAGAUCACGGAGCAUGUAAAGAACAUAACCAAACGAUUGCAGCCGACGCGUAAGAAUGUCGACGGAGGCCUCUACGUCGGAGUCACCGGCGUCGGUUUUAUGUUUCACUAUUUGUCUAAAAAUCCACUGCUCUCAGAGAACAAGCGAGGAUACCUAGAAAAGGCUAUGGAGUAUGUGAAGCCCGCGUUAGAGACAUCUGCGGGCGAUAAAACGUCUUUCCUACUCGGCGACGCGGGCACGUAUGCCUUGGCCACAGUUGUGCUGAAGGAAUCCGGUGAUGAGCAGUACCAAGAAAUGCUGAAGAUGUACAAGUCCCUUUACAGCCAGUUUCUCAAUCCAAAGUUCUUGAAGUGUGGUGGUGACGAAUUUUUCGUCGGGCGCGCGGGAUACUUGGCUGGUGCUUUGUGGAUCUCUCGCGAGUUACAAACGCCGGUAUUCACAAAUGACGAGCUGUACAAAAUCUGUGACGUGAUGGUCGCAUGUGGCAGGGAGUACUCCACCAAGCACAAAAGCCCUUGUCCACUCAUGUACCAUUAUUACAACACAGAAUACAUUGGAGCUGCACAUGGAGUUAGUUUCAUUCUACAAAUGCUGUUAUCUGUCCCUGGAUAUUUGGAUUUUAACAAGUCAGCAGCUAAAGACAUCAGGACCACAGUAGACUUCAUAGCUUCCCUGCAGACUGAUGAAGGGAACUGGCCAUGUUGUAUGGAAGAGGUGGGUUUGAGUGACCACAAGCUGGUUCAUUGGUGUCAUGGAGCCCCAGGAACCAUCUACCUCAUGGCCAAAGCUUAUCUAGUUUUAAAAGACCAGAGAUAUUACAAUGUUUGCUUGAGAGCUGGAGAAAUAGUCUGGCGUAAAGGUCUGCUACGUAAAGGACCAGGCAUUUGCCAUGGAGUGGCAGGGAAUGGAUAUGUGUUUUUACUUCUCUACAGGUUGACUGGUGAUGAGAAGUACUUGCACAGAGCCAAGAAGUUUGCUGAUUUCAUGUCUACUGAUGAGUUUCUAAGGGAUGCCAGGCUUCCUGAUAAUCCUGAGAGUCUAUAUGAAGGCACUGCAGGAACAGUCUGUUUUUUGGCUGACCUUCUUGUGCCAGAUAAAGCUGAGUUUCCUUUUCAAGAUGUAUUUUCCACUUAUUAAUAUUUCAUCCCUGAUUGCUGUUGUUACUUUUCUUGGUAAAACAUUAUUCAUUCUGAACUGUAAUUUGAUUAUAGCUGUUUACCUGCAUCUAUUUGAAAUGGACUGUUGACAGUAAUAGCUUGUUACUCAUGCAAUUUUGUUGUCAUUUGUGUUGAAAUAAAUUACUUUCUAGUCUCUA